CAUGAAGAAAACCCUAGUUCAAGCGUAUAUAAACCCUCUCGGCGCUGCCAUUGAAACUCUUUCAAGGAGAGAGCUGCUACUCUGCAACCAUGUCGAAGCGAGGAAGAGGAGGAACCUCUGGUAACAAGUUCAGGAUGUCACUGGGUCUUCCAGUGGCAGCCACUGUGAACUGUGCUGACAACACCGGAGCUAAGAACCUUUACAUCAUUUCGGUUAAAGGAAUCAAGGGUCGUCUUAACCGUUUGCCAUCAGCGUGUGUUGGUGAUAUGGUUAUGGCUACUGUUAAGAAAGGUAAGCCUGAUCUCCGUAAGAAGGUGCUUCCUGCUGUCAUUGUUAGGCAGAGGAAGCCUUGGCGCCGAAAGGACGGUGUCUUCAUGUAUUUCGAAGAUAAUGCUGGUGUCAUUGUCAAUCCCAAGGGUGAAAUGAAAGGAUCUGCUAUCACUGGACCAAUCGGAAAGGAGUGUGCUGAUCUGUGGCCAAGAAUCGCAAGUGCUGCGAACGCCAUCGUUUAAGCAAGCUUGAGAUCUCUAUGUUUUGUGUUGAACGUUUAGCAUUAUCUCUAUUUGGGAUUGUUUUUUGUUUUUGUCUUAGACUUUUGUUAUGCCUUAAAGCUGAUUCUAGUUCUUAUAAGAACCUUCGUUUCUCGUGCCAGUUUGUCACCUCAGUGUUUUAGUCUAUCGUAAACUUGUGAUUUGAUUCACUGGUUCUUGUGUUUGUUCGGUUUUGUUUUAAAAAACAUAGAAUUCAAGUGAUUCACACUAUUUUGUUACGCAAUUAGAAAUAUGUUUAGGGCGAAUCAAUUGUGUGAACAGACUUAAGUAGAGCCUAAAAAUUUGUAUAUAACUCUUAUAUUAGCAAGUCAAUUGUGGAUUUGGGAAUCUGUUUUUCAAUAUUUCAUGAAUAAUAGGAAAAUUGUGUAUAUAUCCG
This is a messenger RNA of Arabidopsis thaliana (thale cress), 927 nucleotides long. RefSeq names its product Ribosomal protein L14p/L23e family protein. The transcript has 4 exons. Gene Ontology annotation, molecular function: structural constituent of ribosome. The coding region runs from base 90 to 512 and encodes 140 amino acids. Gene Ontology annotation, cellular component: ribosome. The record is from RefSeq and is marked reviewed. Gene Ontology annotation, biological process: translation. Lineage: Eukaryota; Viridiplantae; Streptophyta; Magnoliopsida; Brassicales; Brassicaceae.